Messenger RNA from Parastagonospora nodorum SN15, 2019 nucleotides. RefSeq lists its product as hypothetical. Gene Ontology annotation, cellular component: nuclear inner membrane. The transcript is spliced from 2 exons. Gene Ontology annotation, molecular function: chromatin binding. The coding region runs from base 1 to 2019 and encodes 672 amino acids. NCBI's taxonomy places the organism in Eukaryota, Fungi, Ascomycota, Dothideomycetes, Pleosporales, Phaeosphaeriaceae. The record is from RefSeq and is a predicted model, not a curated record.
AUGGCCGACGCCCGUGGAGAGUACUGGUACUUCGAGCCAGGUGUUGACGCUUCCAAGAUUACUGUCCCCGAGCUGAGGAGCAUCUUGCUCAAGCAUGGCGUCAACUAUCCAUCCUCCGCGAAAAAGCCGGACCUGGUCAGGCUGUUCAACGACGCUGUCGCGCCUCAGGCAGCACAGGUGAAGCGGCAGCAGGCGCGGACAAAGCGCUCAACGAGGGGCAUCGUAGACGUUCCCUCCAGCUCUGCCAGCACUGUCACGACCGAGGAUACCGAAGACGAGACUCUUCUGGCACCCCCACCAUCAACGACGAGGCGCACCACCCGCCGCACCACGCGCGCACCGACAGAAGAGUCCGACGUGCCAGCACCACGUGCGAGGACACCUUCGCGCGCAGUGCCAGCCAAGCACAGCAGAGCCACCGAGGUCUUCGAGGCAGACGAGCGGCCUCCAGUCAGGCGCGUCAGGAAGAGUGUGACGCCCGCUGUGAAGGAGCCCACCCCAGAGCCCGAAGCAUGGCACCGCCCAGCCGCCAACAGCCCGUUCACACAAGAGAACCCCUUCCAGAGUGGCAGCUCUCCAACUGCGCCUGAGACAGAGGGGCGUGACCGAAGAAGGAGAACCACGGGGUUUGGUCAGAAGGAGAGGCGCAAGAGUGAAGUCAACCGCCGUAGGACCUUCCAGCCGAACUCGGAGCAGCAGGACGAUGGCGUUGUUGUGCCAAGCCGAGACGAUUUCGACCCGCGCAUCAAAUACGAGGAGCCUGAGUUUACAGAGGAAUUCACACCAGAGGAGCAGUUGGAGCUUGUCCGCGAGCGUGCGAAAGCCGGAGAAGUGGACAUACUGCCACCGCGGAGGCGCAGGAAGCCCAAGGCGACUGGCACCCUGAAGGCCAUGUCUGGUACACUACUCCUCACGGCUGCCGCCUUGUUUGGAGGAGCUUGGAGACAAGAAAAGAUUGCGGUUGGUUUCUGCGGCCUGGGCCGUGAUACCACCAGUCUUGCCGGCAUCGAACUACCGGAGUGGGCAUCCGAUAUUAUACCCCAGUGCGAGCCUUGCCCGCCACAUGCUCAGUGCUAUCAGGACCUCCAGCUUAUAUGCGACCGCGACUUCGUCAAGAAAGAGCAUCCUCUGUCUCUCAACGGCUUGAUACCCAUAGCACCUACAUGCGAACCCGACACCGCCAAGACCCGACAGAUCAACAACGUUGCCGACCGCGGUGUACAGAUCCUGCGACAGCGCCGAGCAAAGUACGAAUGCGGCGAGCCUGAUGCUGAAGGAACCACUGUUGCCAGUCCUGAAAUCAGCCAAGAGGAUAUGAAGAGACAGAUGGCGGCAGAGAAGCGCAACAGCAUGUCGGACCAAGAGUUUGACGACUUGUUCAACCGCGCAUUCCCUGAGAUGGAAAUGCGAGACGAGGUUGUCGCAUCUACUGACGGAACAACCGGAGGAAAACUCGUUGCAUCAAAUUCUCUCGCCGAGCUCAGCCUCGCCUGCAGCGUCCGCAGAUCCGUCAGACGAUCCCUUGAACGAUAUCUUCUCCAGAUUAUUAUGAUCAUCUUCGCCAUUGCUACCGGCUCCUAUGGCAAGUACUCGAUCACCCACAGUCGCGCCAUGGAGACACGCGCAAAGCAACUCGCCGGAGAUGUUUUCGACCGCCUCGCCAACCACGCAGCACUGAGCAUGCAAGAGCCUGGAGCAUACCCAGACAAGGGUGUGAGCAUGACGCAACUACGAGACGAUGUGCUUCGGACUGAAUUCUCGACUUCUCGGAGGCAAAAGCUGUGGGAGAGGGUACAGAAGAAGGUCGAGUUCAAUUCCAACGUUCGUGCGGCGGUCCGAACGACUGCUAACGGUGACGUCGGACGCAUAUGGGAAUGGACCGGUCCUAUCAAGCCGCUUGAGGAUGGACGCAGCAGUGGUAAACGAGAAAGCGGUCGCUUCAGCCACGGCAUGGGUAGCAGCCCUCCAAAUGCAGGGGAGAUGACCCAGAAGUGGGAUGAAGGUCGCCCUAUUUACUAG